AUGACCUGCGUGAGGGAGAUCACCAUUCUCCGAGUGCCGCCUCACAGGGAGAAGGGCGCCAGAAAGAUUCGCGUCCGUCUGCUGUGGCGCGGCGCCGCCGCGUGCCAGAACUGCUGCCUGGCAAAAGGCGACGACGACGUCACGGUGGCCGAGCACAUCGGCCACAAUCCAAAGGCCAGCGUGAGCGUGCCUGUGAGGUUCGAUCGGUGCUGUGCCAUGCCGCAGUUCAAGUCUGUCUUCGGUGAAGUGAAGAAAUGCCAGAAGAGUGGAUCCCCCACAAAAGUUAUCCCGAGCUUCGCGCCUCCCGCGCGGGAUGCCAAGGCCAAGGCAGAGCCGAAGGCCAAAGCAGAACCGAAGGCAAAAGCGGAGCCAAAGGCUGCGCCAGAGCCGAAGGGCAAGGCAGAGAAGGGCAAGGGGGAGCCCAAGGCGAAGGCAGAGCCCAAGGCGAAGACGGAGCCCAAAGCGAAGGCGGAACCAAAGAAGGAAGCCGCGCCCGCGCCCGCCGCAGGCGCCAUACCAAACGGCGGUGGUGACCUUGAUCAGCAAAUCCUCGCCGUGGGCAACCAGAUCCGCGAGAAGAAAGCCGCCUUGAAAGAGCAAGGCCUUUCCGGGAAGAAGAUCAACGAAGACCCCGAGAUCAAAGCGCUGGUCGAGCGCCUUACUGCUCUGAAGGCCGGCAACAGCUAA
Molecule: messenger RNA, 687 nt
Organism: Symbiodinium natans
Lineage: Eukaryota; Dinophyceae; Suessiales; Symbiodiniaceae
Source: the annotation of a GenBank genome assembly